Chironomus riparius is the source of this 1908-nucleotide messenger RNA. NCBI's taxonomy places the organism in Eukaryota, Metazoa, Arthropoda, Insecta, Diptera, Chironomidae. The record is from the annotation of a GenBank genome assembly.
AGAGCACAUACCAAAACAAAACACAGCACUUUUGGUAAGUCGUAGUGAAAUCUUCAGUUUAGCAAGUUGAUGACCUCUCUUGUGCAUUAAUUAGUGCUAAAAAAUCUCGUUUUCAUUAGCUAUGAAUAUUUACAAAGCAGUCAUUAUUAAAUCUCAGCUGUUAAGAACGAUUAGCCAUUCUUUGCGUAAUAAGAACAGAAGUACGAAUGUUCUUUGCGCGUUAUCUGUAAGAAAUUAUAAUAAUAACUCCAAAGAAGAACAUUUCAAGGUCAAGUGGAAUGUAAAUAAUAAAUACAUCAUAGCUGCAAUUAGCACCGGAAUUGGCUUCUCGUCUUACUACUAUUACAAUAAGAAAGAUGCCGAUUGUGCAGAGGUACAGCCAAAACAUGAAACUGUUCGACGGGAUUUACCCACUUUUUCGGCACAAGACGUCUCAAAGCAUUCAAAUGAAAAAACCGGUGUUUGGGUGACGUAUGGAAUUGGUGUCUAUGACAUCACAAAAUUCAUUUCUGAACAUCCAGGAUCGAAAAAGAACAUCAUGCUUGGUGCUGGAGUCUCAAUUGAGCCAUUUUGGCAUACUUAUCAGUUCCAUAAAGAGGCUAAAAUCCUUAAAAUGCUCGAAAAGUUCCGGAUUGGUAAUUUAAAGCCUGAGGAUAGAAUUUCUAUCCAAAAUCAAGGAAAUCCUUAUGAUAAUGAGCCAGUCAGGAACUUAGACUUUAUUGAGAGAUCAAAAAUCCCAUACAAUGCAGAGCCACAUUUAACACAACUUGUUGAGCAUUUCAUCACGCCCGUUGAAUUAUUUUAUGUUCGAAACCAUCUGCCAGUGCCUGAUAUCGACAUUAAUGAGUACGAACUUGAAGUGGAUAUAACUUCAACAGGUGUCUCAAGAACAUUCUCAAUGAAUGAUUUGAAGACCAAAUUUGAGAAGGCAGGCGUUACUGCUGUUGUAAUGUGCGGUGGAAAUCGUCGAUCAGAAAUGAAUGCUGUAAAGGAAGUUCGUGGACUUGGAUGGGGUGGUGGAGCUUGUGGAAAUGCAAUUUUUACAGGCGUGAGACUUUGUGACUUCUUAACAGCUAUGGGCGUUAAGUCUGACGAGAAGAGUCAUGUAAUUUUAGAAGGAUAUGAUCGCGAUCCAACUUAUACUCCAUAUUCAGCAUCAAUUCCACUAUCUAAAGCUUUGGAUCCAAGAGGAGAUGUCAUUUUAGCGUACGAAAUGAAUGGCGAGCCACUAAAUAGAGAUCAUGGAUUUCCACUAAGAUGUGUCGUGCCUGGUGUUGUUGGAUCCAGACAAGUCAAAUGGUUAGGUAGAAUUAUUAUUGGAGAUGUCGAAUCUGACAGUCAUUGGCAGCAAAAUGAUUAUAAAUCAUUCAGUCCAAGUGUCGAUUGGGAUACAGUUGACUUUUCUAAAGCACCAGCAAUUCAACACAUGCCUGUAACAUCAGCUAUAUGCUCACCAAAUCCAGAUCAUCAUGAGAUAAAAUUCACAGCUGAUGGUAAAAUGGAAGUUAAAGGCUAUGCAUAUUCAGGUGGUGGAAAUAAAAUUAUUAGAGUAGAUGUGACAUGGGAUCAAGGCAAGACAUGGCAUCCAGCUGAUCUUGUGCAAUUAGAAGAUGGUGAAAAUGUCUCAGCAGGAAGGCACUACGCAUGGACAUUAUGGAAUAUUAAUGUUCCCGUUGAAAAGAAUCAACAUUAUGUUGAAGUUUGGUCUAAAGCUGUUGACAGCAACUACAAUUGUCAACCAGAAACUUUCAAGAAUACUUGGAACUUGCGAGGCGUUGUAGCCAACGCAUAUAGCCGUAUCGGAAUCAACUUAAAGUAAACCAAAAGACUAAAGUUUACAAAACUUAUUUUUUUUUUAUGAAUGCUCAAGUCCAUUUUUCCCAGUGCAUGAAUUAUACAAUUUUUUUG